Molecule: messenger RNA, 3598 nt
Organism: Lethenteron reissneri (Far Eastern brook lamprey)
Lineage: Eukaryota; Metazoa; Chordata; Hyperoartia; Petromyzontiformes; Petromyzontidae
Product: insulin gene enhancer protein ISL-2-like
Biological process (GO): positive regulation of transcription by RNA polymerase II; neuron fate specification; axonogenesis
Cellular component (GO): nucleus
Molecular function (GO): cis-regulatory region sequence-specific DNA binding; DNA-binding transcription factor activity, RNA polymerase II-specific
Source: RefSeq, a predicted model, not a curated record
GGGGAGGUGGCGAUUGUCAGGUUGGGUCAGGGAGGGCUGAAUCGCGCCAAGACCUGCUAGGAGUUUGGAACUAACUCCACGCGUCGCGCUCGCUGUGGGCGAACGCUCUCCCGGCUGCUACCUGGAUUUCUGAGCUGCUAUGUCCGACACGGGGCUGGUGGCUGCGAUACAGGCGGACGAGUGCGGCGUCGGCGGCGACGAUGGGAGCCGACGAGGAGGAGGCGGCGGCGGUGGUGGUGGUGCCGACGGCGCCGAGGGCGUCUCCGCGGGCUGCGCGGGGUGCGGGAGGCCCAUCCGGGACGCGUUCCUGCUGCGCGUGUGGCCCGACCUGCGGUUCCACGCCGCCUGCCUGCGCUGCGCCGAGUGCCGUGCGCAGCUGCACGAGGCCCGCUCCUGCUUCGUGCGCGCAGGCCGCACCUUCUGCCAGCGGGACUACAACCGUCUGUUCGGGGUCAAGUGCUCGCGCUGCUCGCUGGGUCUGAGCCGCACCGAGCUCGUGAUGCGAGUGCGCGGCCGCGUCUACCACCUCGCGUGCUUCCGCUGCUGGGCGUGCGCCCGGCGCCUGCUGCCGGGAGACGAGGUCUCCCUGCGCCCCGCCGGAGAGCUCUUGUGCAGGGCGCACAGCCUCCCGCCCCCACCGCACCAUCACCACCACCACCAUCAUCACAAUCAUCAUCACAGUCAUCAACAACAACAACAGCAGCAGCAGCAACAGCAGCAACUCAACGAUGCGCAUCUCGAGAAUAAUCACCAUCACCCGCAUCACAACCACCACCACCAUCAUCAUCCUCACAUCCAUAACCAGGGACACAACCAUCACAACCAUCACCACCACCACCAUCACCAGGAGCGCCCCGUUGGCGUGCCGUCGCUGAGGCCCGACAGGGCUCACAGGGGCCCCGGGGAGAAGAGGGGACCUGUGCCACGAGCCUCGUGCGGGGACCUGCACAUGUCCGGCUCGGGCAAGGCGAGCCGGGUCCGCACCGUCCUGACGGAGCGACAGCUGCAGACGCUGCGCACGUGCUACGCGGCCAACCCACGGCCCGACGCCCUCCUGAAGGAGCAGCUCGUGGAGAUGACGGGCCUGAGCCCCCGCGUCAUCCGCGUCUGGUUCCAGAACAAGCGCUGCAAGGACAAGAAGCGCACCCUGGCGGGGCGGCACGACGGAGAGCCGCCGUCGCCGGACGCCAAGACCUGCCUGCAGGGCCUGGAGGGCAAAGCCCUGGUGGCGCGGAGCCCCGUGACGCAGGACAGCGAGGCGGAGGCCGAAGCUGCCGGAGCCGGCGGUGGGUGUGGCGGCGGCGGCGCCGUGGCGGUGCGCGCCUCCCCACAGCCCCCCUCGUGGCGAGCGCUCGCCGCCUUCGCCCUGCGCGCCCAGCUGCAGCCCCUGCCCUCCACCAGACAAGCGGCGAGUUUGUCCGACUCGGGCUCCUGUUCGGACUCGUCGUCGGCGAGUGACGUCACCCUGCUGCCAUCCCAUCUGCCCGACACCCCCACCAGCCUGGCGUCAGACCUCUGCUCCGAGUCAUAACCGCACGCGGUUUCACACACGCUCCAACCUACACCCCCCCCCCCCCUCCUCCCACUGCCACACCGCCAACCCUCGCCCGCCGUUCCCACUGGGCAUGUAACGAUACAUUCAUUUGGUCUCGUUUGUGUUGUGUUAUCUGUAUCGCCUGUCUGGUUUGUUCUCUGCGUUACCUUGUCUUGUGCAGUAUGUCUGCUGAGCAAGGUCUUGUUUGUUCUAGCUGUGUUCCGUGUCUUCUGUCUCGUUCUGUUACCUCAUUUGUCUUCUCUCAAUUGUUCCGACUCAUGUCCUCUGCCCUUGUUCUGCCUCAUCUGUACAGUCUCGCUUGUUCUGUCCCGUUGUUAUUUCCAUUUCAGCUUGCGUUGCUCAUCUUGUGUCUUCCUUCUCGGUCGUUCCAUUAGCCUCCGUGUAACAUUUGCAUGAAAUGUGCACGUGACGAGCUUUGUAAUUGAAUCGAUUCUCGCACGCGCGAUACGACGACGUUCGUAACGAUACCUGCGUGAGAGUCGAUUCCGAUCGAUGAUGCGUCGUUACAUGCCUAGCCUCUCCACCACCUGGUGGGGAACGCCACGGCCCAAGGGCCGGACGCGGUCCACUCCUUCGUUUCAUAUGGCCCCUUCAUUUUGUACGACCCGCCACCACUUGUAAACGGCCCACAAACGACACCUGUCCAUCACUGCGAGCGCCUUGGCCGCUCUAAUCGGGUACUAGAGGGGAAUAUUUUAGUGUCGCGCUCAGCCAUGCCUGUACAUAUCCAGCAGUGGGAGAAGUGACUGGGCUGUGUGUGUGUGUGUCUGUGAAUGUGUGGUUGACUGCCAAAGGUAUUUGGAAGUCAUAUUUGGUCCUGAGUAAGCAAUAGGUUUCCCAUCCUUGGUCUACACCAACCACCCUGCACCCUCUUGCUCUCCUCCUGCUGCUGUACUUCACAGCUCGUACACCUGCACACAGCUCCCACACCUGCACACAGAUCUCACACCUGCACACAGCUCCCACACCCCCGUUGGUGGCGUCCCUGGAAGACGACGCAAGACGCACGACGCUCUCCCCAGCUCGGCUUGCUCUGUGACAUCGCACUCGGUCGCCCGCUCGCUCGCGUACAUCGAACCUCCUGCUCUGCUCUUGAGGUGACACAGCUGGGUUGGGAAAUCUUUGAGCCAGUAAUCUUCUCACUGGGCCCUACCGAUCCUCAUUCAUGGAGCGGCGGGGGGGGGGGGUUAAAAGGGGUGGGUGAUCUAACGGUCUGCGGUUGCUUUGUGGUGUUGUGGAGUCCGAGCUGCUAGGAUGACACGGGAAGUUGCGCCGGCGUGUCGCGUAAGUCACGGGAGGAACGAGUCGGCACGACCGCGCAGCUUUUGGGCACGAUGUCCAACGAUUUGCUUCUUGCAGAAGGACCCAUUGCGCGGAGUGAAACGUCGGACAUCGCGCCGAAGAGCACGCGGUCCGUCGCGGGUGCGGUGUCGGGACAGCUGAACAAGCAGGCAUACGGAUCAUUUGAUGAAAUUCAAAAAUGACGAUUGUGUAGAUAAUGUAUCGGUGAAUGUAAAUAACAUAUUAUAUAUUCCUGCUUUGAUAAGGCAGCGGUCUGUUUACUCGUUCCUACCUUAGCCGGCGCGACACGUUCGCGCAUUUACCCGGCGCUCACCCCAGGUUGCAAUUGAAUUAGCUACUUAGUCGCGUAUGAAAUUGCUGCUUCGGUGAAUUCACACGAUGGACACCAGGUUGAUUAAGAACAAUACUUGCACGGGGUUGUUUUGUUAUCUUAUUACCAUCGUUGAUAUAUCUGAUAUCCAACCCAUUCAUCAUUUCCAGGAUAUCGUAGCCUCCCUCGCUGCAAACCUCUAUUUUCCUGAAGAAGGCCCAUAAGCCGAAACGUCAAUAAAUGUAUUUCCUUGGGUUCACCUGCACUUAAUGUAUUUCAUACCGUCACCCAGACUGAUCUACUCAUGCAACAGCGGUUGUGAAUUGGCCACCGAUGCUUCUUUUAAUCUAGAUUUAAAACUCAUUUCUUUAGAGCUGCUUUUUUGUGUUCAGUUCGUUGUCCUUCACCCGCACAUCCGAUUAGCGCGGUUG